AUGAAUAAGUCUCCAUUUCAGAUUGAUGGUAGAUUCAGGCUGGAAAAUAUUUUGGGAUCAGGUUCAUAUGGGUUUCAACAUGUAUUACUAGCUGUCGUGUACUGCGCACAGAACUUCCUCAAUGAUGAUAUUGUUGCAAUCAAACUCGAACUGGUCACCAAUAAUCCAUCUUCUGUCGAGCACGAAUACCGCAUUCUCAAGCAACUUGAAGGUGGAGUAGGAGACCAGCUGCUGUCACAUCUUGAGUACAUUUCCUCACACGGUGACAUUCAUGGCGAUGUCAAACUGCAAAAUGCUUUGAUAGAUAAUUUGGAACAAAUGGUCUAUAUUAUUGAUUUUGGUAUUGCGAAGAGAUACUGGAAUUCCUCAACCAAAUCCCACAUCCCAUUUUGUCAAGGUCGAUGUCUCACAGGCACCCCUGCCUUUGCGUCAAUCAACAAUCACUUGGGAUUGGAGCCAGGUCGCCGUGACGAUCUUAAAUCACUUGCCUAUAUGCUCAUAUAUUUCUUGCGUGGUUCCCUUCCAUGGCUAAAUAGUAAUCAUGAGAAGCUUUAUGAUUCCUUUAUACUCGAGUGCAAGGUGGAUACCGCCAUCACUGAUUUAUGUGAGGGAAUUCCUCCUACAUUUGCAAAUAUCCUCGUCUACUCGCGCUCUCUCUCAUUCUCAGAAGAUCCUGAUUACGACUAUCUACAUUCUUUACUUCACGAUCUUUGCACUACAGGGCCUGCACCAGCUAUGCAUUCCCUGGAUUUUGACUAUCCCACCCCACCUUCUCAAUACCCGAAAGUCUCUCAAUUGGUGCCUACAUGUCUGCCGGAAGUAACACCCCUUCGCAGAUCAACUCGUGUACCGCAGUGCCAAGGUGAUUCUGUGCCAUUGUGCACAGCGGUGUAUUCCUGGGGCUCCCAGGAUAAAGGUAUAUAUAUCAUGUAUGACACUACUACUACUAACAUGAACCAUCGUGGACGUCAUCGACAGAACACUAAAAUCUCCCAGGUUGAAGCUGCUCCUGCGCCUGUCUCUCCUGUUCUUGUCACUUCCACACCUAUUGCUCUUGCUCCUACUCAUGUCUCACCUGCUCCUAUUCCUGUUGCUCCUGCUCCUGUGACUAUUUCUCCUGCUCCUGCUGCUGCAACUACCACUGCAGCUGCUGCAAUUGCUACUGCCCUUCACCGCCCUAGGAGACAAUGA
Messenger RNA from Suillus discolor, 1191 nucleotides. Its product is annotated as kinase-like domain-containing protein. The record is from RefSeq and is a predicted model, not a curated record. NCBI's taxonomy places the organism in Eukaryota, Fungi, Basidiomycota, Agaricomycetes, Boletales, Suillaceae. Gene Ontology annotation, cellular component: nucleus; cytoplasm. Gene Ontology annotation, biological process: signal transduction; peptidyl-serine phosphorylation. Bases 1 to 1191 code for a protein of 396 amino acids. The transcript has 5 exons. Gene Ontology annotation, molecular function: protein serine/threonine kinase activity; ATP binding.